AUGGUAAUGGACGUAAUUCGAGCCGUUCAAGAGACAAUCGCCUACUUCUGCCAAUCCACCAUUUCCUCGGACACCCCUGAGGGGAGCCAUACCACAGGAUCAUCAUUAUCGCAUUCAGCCAAAAACAAUCCCAACUAUCGAUGCUACUCAUCCUUGGCCGCUCUCGGCGGUUCUGGUCGUAGCAGUCUUGUCACGGUAGUCAAUCCCCUCAUGAUACUCAUUUCCGAUGGCCUACUCCCACCCCAAACUCGCGCCAUUUUUGCCAGCAAACCGAAAUCUCGCAUUUGGACUCUUGUCGAGGAUAGUUGUCGACCCUCUUGGUCAAGCCAAGUGUGCGAGCGCCUGUUGGCUACUGAUGCGGGUGAUGAUGAUGCUGCUGAUGGUGAUGAUGAUAAUGCGAAGCUGGGUACAAGCAUUCCCGCAUAUCUGGGCAAAAUUGAGCACCACAUCUUGAAUGAAGCGGUGAAUCAGGUGAAAGCAAUCACUGGAGCCAUCAGCGAAAAACUCCGCUUCCGGGCAUUUGUCUGCGCCUGUCUCAACCAACGGGCUCUUCUGCUGUGGUUAAAUUCUCUUGUGAGCAACGAUCCCCUUCUCAAACGUUACUAUUGCGAAGGAGCAUUUAUUCGCCAAUGCCGAUCCGCACUUCAAGGACUCUACGCGGACCUCACAACACACAUUGAACAACUCCUCAACUAUCCCUUCAACUUCGACUUGGCAGCCGAAGCUAAACAGCCCCUAGGUUACACUCCGUCUGGGUCAUCUAAUCGUGGCGUCAAACGUGACUACACCAAUACCAAUACACCCUCUAAUAGCACUGCCAAUCGGAAAACUGCUCAAGAGCUCAAGGAGGUCCGAAGUGUAAGUCUAGGCUCUCUCUCUCUCUCUGCCCGCAUUUGA
Molecule: messenger RNA, 897 nt
Organism: Rodentolepis nana
Lineage: Eukaryota; Metazoa; Platyhelminthes; Cestoda; Cyclophyllidea; Hymenolepididae
Source: the annotation of a GenBank genome assembly